Amphiprion ocellaris (clown anemonefish) is the source of this 1789-nucleotide messenger RNA. RefSeq lists its product as uncharacterized. Bases 301 to 948 code for a protein of 215 amino acids. The record is from RefSeq and is a predicted model, not a curated record. NCBI's taxonomy places the organism in Eukaryota, Metazoa, Chordata, Actinopteri, Pomacentridae. The transcript is spliced from 3 exons. Gene Ontology annotation, molecular function: protein binding.
GUGCGUGUGCGUGUGUGUGGAGGCGACAGGGAAACCCAUGACUUCCGCAUUUUUCCUCUGUGUCUGAAACUGAACGCGCGUAAAAUAGAGUAUAAAACCCACCAUGGUGCCGACAGUGCAGACAUUCACUCCAACGGUCCGGACUGGACUGUGUGAUACCGAGCUCACCAUCUUUGUGAAGAUAACCCGCCCGACAACUGGAGCUAUACUUUCCAAACUUCCAAAGCUUGCACUUGCACCUUAAGGGUUUUAUUCGCUGAACCUACAAGCUGAGGUUUGUGGACACUUCACUGCCGAUUAAUGGGACAACAAAGUAAAGACGCGGAGUCUCUCCAGGAAAGCGGUCGCCGGCGUGGAAGCUGCCUGGACAUUUUCCUCGUCGUGUCCGUCGUUUCUCUGUUUGUGACUUUGACAGCUCUCACCGUCGGCGGACUGAUGGUUGUGAUGGAGCUGCGGUCCGAACUAAAGACUCUGCGUAAUCAGCGUGAACUUGAGACCCCAAGUCUCCAAACAGGCGCACUUCAAGCAGAUAAAAUGCAGAAUUAUGCCUACCUGGAAGCCAUCUCAAUUGAAUUGAGGAACUCCACUAUGUCCUGGGCUGAAUUCAUGCAAGGCCCUUGGAAAUCUGUGGGAAGCAACAUUGACUUUGACGAGAAGCAGCAUUCACUGAAGCUGAAACAGGAGGGGACCUACUUAAUGUUCAUUGAUCUUAAAGUCACCUGCACCUCCAAAUGCAACGCAGGACUUCUCAGAGUGCGUGUAGGUGAUAAGCUCACCUGUGAGCUGGAGCUUCCAGCAAAUUCAACCACUGUGAGCAGAAAGUGCUGGACUGUGAGCAGGCUGAGUGAUGAGAAACUGUUUGCUCAGAUGACUGUGUCAGAGGGAGAACUGAAUUACUGGAAACUGGAAAGUAAAGGUUCAGGAUUCGGGGUGUUCCUCAUGAACUGAUACGGACGCUGCGGUGUUUGCAUCACUGCUGUCAUCUGGACACAAACGUGCCUGUGAUCACUAAAGAACACCAGUCUGUGUUUUCUUAAAGCCCAAGUCAGUGCAAACAGGUAGGCCCUGGGGCCAUUUUCAAAAGCUAUGAUGAGGUUUCUUACAAACUGAAGGUAUAACACAAAGAACCAAAGAGCUAAAGGUGGAUCCUCAGGAGUAGUUGCUUUUAUGACACUCAUCUCAUUCAAUGUAAAUAUGUAUAUAUGUUUCACUGUAUGGUAUAUUUAUUUGAUGUUAGGGGACUAUUUAAAUACUCGUAUUUAUAAUGAUGCUGCCUUUUUCUGUAUAUAUUUAUGUUGAUGUAGACACUACAUUAGUGAUGUGCAAUACACUGCGAUUUUUAAGCAGCCUGAAUUGUGUUAAAUGUAACUUUAUAGCUCUGUUUUCAUUUUAUAAACAUCUGGGAGCAUAAAGUUGUUGUUUACAAAAAUGUGUAGUUUGAAUUUUGCACCCAAAAACCACAAUGAGCCCCUCGGGGACUGCAUUUGUAUCUAUUCUGGUUAAUCAGAGUCAUUUAAUGUCUCUGACAAAGAAUGAGUAACAGUAUGAGUAAGACUAUGCACCUAAAAUAGCAUUUGCAGAGGCAAAGUCUGAUUUAAAAGUAUCCUAUUCAAAGCAUGAUUAAAAGGGCUGACGUGUUUUUAACGUGGUUAUUUUUCAGGGACAAAUUCAAAGCACCCAGAAAUUGAAAAGGUGUUUUGCUUUUUGAAAAAUAUAUAAGUCCUGUGGACAAACUACUCAUUGUUGAAUGCAUUUUGUUGUUAUCCGUAUUAAACAUGGAUAUGGUAAA